This is a messenger RNA of Geodia barretti, 687 nucleotides long. Lineage: Eukaryota; Metazoa; Porifera; Demospongiae; Tetractinellida; Geodiidae. The record is from the annotation of a GenBank genome assembly.
AUGGCAGAUCAAGCCCGCCGCCCUUCGUCGGCCACGGCGAACGAAUACCUCAUCCAGCUCUAUCUGAUGCUGCGCGAGCGGCGGCCGGUCGUGGGCGCCCGCAUCGCCGAACGGAUCGGGGUUUCGGCCGCCGCGGUCUCGCAGGCCCUGAAGCGUCUGGAACAGCGCAAGCUGGUCGUCAUCGAUCCGGACGACGGCGUGCGCCUGAGCCAGCGCGGCACGGUGCAGGCCGAGCACACCAUCCGCCGCCACUACCUCCUGGAGCGUCUGCUGGUCGACGUGCUGGGCUUCGACUGGGUCGACGUGGACGAAGAGGCCGACAAGCUGGAGCACUCGCUGUCGCCGCGCCUGGAAGAGCACCUCUUCGAACAGCUAGGCCGUCCCACGACCUGCCCGCACGGCAAUCCGUUUCCCGGCUCACCGGACGAACGCCGCCUGCUCGACGCGCCGCGACUGACCGGCGCGCACGCCGGCGAACGGACCGAGAUCCUGCGGAUCACCGAGGAAGCCGAGGAGAACGAGGAGCUGAUGCGCCGCCUCGACCAGGACCACCUCGUCCCCGGCACCCGCAUCACCGUAUCCAGCAUUUCCGAUGCCGAGGUGGUGUUCCGCAAAGAUGCUACCGGGCAGGAGAUCACCCUGCCGACCGGCUACGCGCGCUACGUCCGGGUAGACACCAACAACUGA